ACCUCGGUUCUGGGCGCUCUUCCUGCGCAGUUCUCCUCCGCAGCCUCUGCGGGGAAGUGCCGGGGCUACUCGCGAGGCUCAGUUCUUAGGACAGCGAGAAGGCAGCCCCGGCGUGUGGCCGUGCGCACAGUCCAGAGUGGCCAGGGAGCGGGAGUGCAACAUUCUCUUGUCCGAGCCGGUCGUCGCGCUACAGCAGCAGCUCCUCCGCCAACAGUUACCGCCGUCCCGACUUUCCAUUCCAGUUGCCGCUCCUCCCGGGCAACAUGUCAAGAGCCGCCGACGCUACAGCUGCCGCCGCCACCUGGGGAGAAGCAACAGCAGCAGCGGUGGCUGCGGGCACUCGGGGGCAAUAAACCGAGCCACCCGGGCGUCCAGCAGACCGGGGUGCCCUUUCUGCGCUCACUGCUCCGGCGGUCCCCGCGCCAUGUACUGAGCAUGUCCCUGGCCGCGCCCGCGGGCAGCGUAUGGGGCAGCGCCUGAGCGGCGGCCGAUCUUGCCUCGAUGUCCCCGGCCGGCGCGUGCCGGAGCCGCCCCCGCCCCCGCCGCCGGUGAGGAGGAAGCUCGCGCUGCUCUUCGCCAUGCUCUGCGUCUGGCUCUAUAUGUUUCUGUACUCGUGCGCCGGCUCCUGCGCCGCCGCGCCCGGGCUGCUGCUGCUGGGCUCAGGGUCCCGAGCCGCACACGCCCCGCCAGCCCUGGCCAGCCCUGCUGGGGAUGGGACGCCUUCCCGGCAGUCGUUCCGGGCGCCUCCAGCCACUCUGCUGGCUGCGGGCAAGGAGAUGGCCGAGGGCGCAGAGAGCCAGGAGGAGCAGAAUCCCGAGGCGCCAGACUCCCCCAGCCCUAUCUCCAGCUUUUUUAGUGGGUCUGGGACCAAGCAGCUGCCGCAGGCCAUCAUCAUCGGCGUGAAGAAGGGCGGCACGCGGGCGCUGCUGGAGUUCCUGCGAGUACACCCCGACGUGCGCGCCGUGGGCGCCGAGCCCCACUUCUUCGACCGCAGCUACGACAAGGGCCUCGCCUGGUACCGGGACCUGAUGCCGAGGACCCUGGAGGGCCAGAUCACCAUGGAGAAGACGCCCAGUUACUUCGUGACGCGGGAGGCGCCCGCGCGCAUCUCGGCCAUGUCCAGGGACACCAAGCUCAUCGUGGUGGUGCGGGACCCGGUGACCAGGGCCAUCUCGGACUACACGCAGACGCUGUCCAAGCGGCCCGACAUCCCCACCUUCGAGAGCCUGACGUUCAAGAACAGGAGCGCGGGCCUGGUGGACACGUCGUGGAGCGCCAUCCAGAUCGGCAUCUACGCCAAGCACCUGGAGCUCUGGCUGCGCCACUUCCCGCUCGGCCAGAUGCUCUUCGUGAGUGGCGAGCGGCUCAUCAGCGACCCGGCGGGCGAGCUGGGCCGCGUGCAGGACUUCCUGGGCCUCAAGAGGAUCAUCACGGACAAGCACUUCUACUUCAACAAGACCAAGGGCUUCCCCUGCCUGAAGAAGGCCGAGGGCAGCGGCAAGCCGCACUGCCUGGGCAAGACCAAGGGCCGGACCCACCCGCACAUCGACCGCGAGGUGGUGCGGCGGCUGCGCGACUUCUACCGGCCCUUCAACCGCAAGUUCUACCAGAUGACCGGGCUCGACUUUGGCUGGGAUUGAACGGACCUGGGCUGUGUACCUUACCAUGUGGCUUAUAUAUUGAGAGAGAUUAUAUGUAUGUAAAAUGUACAGAAAUCUAUUUUAUAAUAAUUUAUUUUUAAUUCAUAAGCAAUUAAUUCACUAAGCUGCCUGGCCACACUCUUUAGGGAGUUAGCGUCAUAAUCUGUUAACAUUCCAAAGUGUUGAACUCCUUAUAUUUUGUUCUUCACAGCUGAUGGUGCUUCUGUGUUGUCCCCCACUCCCCUGCCUAUUAUAUUUAAAAAGAAGAAAAGCACAACUUGAGAUUUUGGUUGUUACGGGUAUUCAGCCUUCAGUCCCCGCCGCCUGAGUUCUCUGCCGGCUGCCUCCUCGCCUCUUUGGUCUAUUCCAGCGACCCGUCUUCUGCCCGUGCACCUUGGAGCAGCGCUGAGCUGCAAGCUGCUGAGUUCUCGGCAGGCUGCCUCCUCACGUCUUUGCUCUCAUAUUCCAGGACCCGUCUUCUGCCGCGCACCUCGGAGCAGCGCUGAGCUGCCAGCUGCUGAGUUCUGAAGGCCAGGCCUCACCGAGCAGCUUCCUUGGAGGAUAGGAGGCUUCCACCCCCAGCGCCAGGGUCUCCCACCCCCACUCAGCAGCGGGGAAUCACUCACUUCCUUUUUGGUUGCAAUGCCAGCCUGCAUUUACUUUAGCUUUUGAUUUUGAAGGAUGGCCCAGCAUCCUCCUCUUCCCCAUUCCCCACUUCAUUAACCAGCUUAAAGUGUAUGCAAAUGUCAGCGUCCUCUUUUCCAGGUCACAUGUGUGACUCUUGGGUGCUGCUUUAGAAAUAAAGGUGAUUUCUUCUAAUUUGCAUGAGAGGGCACCACGCUUUGUUCUCCAGGCAGGCAGUUCUGCUUUAACACACCAAAGAAUCCAAUGGGCUGGCAGAGCCACCAGCACAAACCAAGGACGCUGGGUGAUGUGACACAAGGGGUCAGACGUGUCCCUCACCUUCAGUCUUCCAAGGGGCUGCUAGGUACAGAGUCAGCAAAUGCUGGGCCACAGGCCCUGAGCCUCAACAGGGAGACAAGAGAAAGACCCAAGAAUGACAGGCAGCCUGACAUGGGAAGGGAAUCCCUGCUCCCCCUGGCUUGAUGUCUCCUCGGAGCCCCUAGCUUAUCUCAGCAUGACAUAGCAGAGUGACAACAUGGUCUGUAGUCAAUGGCCAAAUGACAAGAACCAAGACUGGGGCUUGUAAAGGCAGGUUGGGGAAGCUGGCCCCUGCUACCUGUAAACACUUGACCCUGACACUUGUAUAGCUGUUCCUUGUUUUAGCCAGGUCUUGACCAAAGGGUUGCCAGCAUUGUCACUGCUGUGCAGAAUGCUCUUCACUUAACCUUUCUGGUAAGAGAGAGCUACUGGGCAUGAUGACUUAGACUGCUGGGUAACCAUAUAGCAUUAUGGGGCAGCUGGCUAAACAUACAGCAGUAUCACAUGUGAUAUAUUCAGAUUAUCCUCAGCUUUCCAAACCAGAAUGCUUCUACCAGAAAAGAAUUGUUAUUUGAGUUAUUCCUUCAUCAAGGAAUAUGUGGGAAGAGACACAUAUUGACAAAAUGGUUAAGAUGUGAUAUUUACAAAGGACACUUUUGUGUUUUGUAUGAGAUAACUUGUCUGAUAAUGUAAGAAAACUUGUUUGGAAAGAGGAAAAGAUAAUUCAUCUUUAGAAACUGAUCAAAGAUACCACUUUAAGUAGUAUCUUAAUAAUCUGGUUUAUAUUUGCCCACAAGUUUUAACCCAGAUCUGGCUACUUACACUUAAUAGCAAAAGUAUCAUCGUGUAGGUUCCUUUUGGAGGAAGAUGGUUAGGGCUGUAUGCAUUCCUCAAAUGCUAAAACCAUUGCAUAGCUUUCUGAUUGUGUCUAGAAAAUGACGUGGAGCCUGCACUUGGUGGAACACCAACAUAGCUAGCAUGGUUCAGCCCUCUUGUUGCUUGGAUGUGAAAAACACCGGCCAAGGGUGCUGACUGGUUGUACAUUAUUUCGCUUAUUUGAAAUUAAACUGAGAUCUCCUCUUUUCAGUUACAGCAUAAUAUGGCUUGGAAUAGAAGGUGAUAUCCAGGCCUUUCACGGAGACUUGCCCUGUCAGCUCUCUGGCCAUCCCUGUGAUCUGAUGUGGCUCAGGAAGAAGGAGGAAGGUUCAGAGAGGGGCUGCAACAAAGCCAGAGGAAAGUACUCAUGUGCCUUCCCCUGCAGGUCCCUGCCCUCUUCCCAAGCUGGACACUUUUAGAUUGUUUAUUCCCUGCCUUAAAAUAAAACUGAAACAGGAAAUUUGCAGAUAGAAGGAGGGUCAUUUAGUUGUCAACAAUGAAGUAGGUCAAAUUCUAUUCUGGGUCAAAUUCUUGAAUUCAAACACAUGUCCGCAAUUAGCACUGAUGGAGCAUAGCAAAUUUUUCUAUAUAAGACAAAUAAAUCAAACAUCACGUGCACCUCUUCCUAGGGGGUCUGAUAGCUUACAGCCCCCGACUGAUCUGGGUUACACCCCAGCCUGUGGCAGUUACUACAGAACCUGCAUGUCUUCCUUUUGGAGAAGGCAGGCCACAGGGAAAAUUAAGCCUUGAAUUUCUUCCUGUUCUAGCAAUCUCCAAGGCCACCACACUUAGCUUUUUAGCUGCUAGAAGACAAACCCCCUUUCAUGUCUCGGCAUUUUGUCCCAGCAUGUUCUGGGUUUCUUCUAGUUUGAGGGAAAAUCUCUGGUAUUCAUUGCAGUACUUUAUUUCUCUGUUUUUUUUUCUUUUCUCAUUUGAAAACAAACAAAAAAUGUUAACAAAAAAUGAGAGGUUUUUAUUGUUCCUAUCUUUCCUGUGCUUUUUUUUUCUGCAGUGUUUGUGCUGUAGUCUGUUAACUUGUAGGUGGUACCUGGAAAGGUAUUUAGGUAUCAUGACUUCAUAAUAUGAUGACGGAGGAGGAGAAAUUGGGAUUCUCUUUUGGGGUCAUUUUGAGUGACAGAUACAUUAGAGACCUUUGAAGGAGCACCAUUUCAGAUGCUGCCAGGGUAUUUUUAUAAGAAAGGAAAACGGACUGUUCCAAUGAACUAGAAACGGUACGUAUCCAAGAUGUUGACAUAUAAAUUAAUGUCAUUUUUCCAUUUGGUUUAUCAGAAAGGAUGGUCAAAAAAACUUACAGGUGUUGUUAGAUUUUCUUUUUCACUUUUAUAACAUUAAUUUAUGACUGAGUUUCAUUCAGCCCAGUAAUCUAAAAUACUGUGCAAAUUCUAGCAGUAUGUCUUCUAUAACCUGGAUGUUAGACUAGCCAAUAUGUACAAAAAAAUUUAAAUCAAGUAUUUUGUCCUAUGUAUAACACAAAUUAAUUUUACACAAAGGAAGAUGUUUCUAGGAAAAUGAAAUUCUGGUAAUUCAUACUAUUUCUUUGUAUGAACAAAUAAAAUAUAUUUU
This is a messenger RNA of Otolemur garnettii (small-eared galago), 5042 nucleotides long. RefSeq names its product heparan sulfate glucosamine 3-O-sulfotransferase 3B1. Bases 465 to 1640 code for a protein of 391 amino acids. Gene Ontology annotation, molecular function: [heparan sulfate]-glucosamine 3-sulfotransferase activity. The record is from RefSeq and is a predicted model, not a curated record. The transcript is spliced from 2 exons. NCBI's taxonomy places the organism in Eukaryota, Metazoa, Chordata, Mammalia, Primates, Galagidae.